AUGGCCUGUUUUACGGUUUACUUGGCUCUCAUUUCAGUUGUGGCACUGCCUAUCACUCUAAACGCAACGCCCAUCCCGUGGGAUGCAGAGUCACUUCUGGCUCUCAAACAGAGCUUCGUUGCCUUUCCUCUCCACGAUUGGCGAGAUGGAGACCUCUCUAACUUCUGUAAUUGGACGGGUGUGACCCGUGACAAUUCCAACCAGAGUGUAAUCGCUCUCAAUCUCCAAAACAAGGCCAUCUUUGGCUCAUUACCACUUAACUUCCCCACCUUUACCCACCUCACUACACUCAAUCUUUCCUCUAAUUCUAUAGCCGGUCCAAUUCCAUCCUUUGCCUUUGCCUCUUGUUCUGCUCUAGCUUUUCUUUCUCUCGACCAUAACAAUCUCACCGGAACACUUCCCUUAUCUCUCGCCAAUUGUACCGCGCUUAAAAUACUUAACCUGUCUGUUAACGAGCUUACUGGCCCUGUAUCUUCCAGCCUUUCGAAGCUAUCCAACCUGCAACAGCUCAACCUCUGUGAGAACAACUUUACAAGUCCAAUGACUCAAUCUCUGUCCAACUGUACCCAUCUCCGGAAGGAUUCCAGCAGAGAUAGGCAACUGUUGGGCGUUGGGGCUUCUGCUACUACAGAGCAAUCAGCUAAGCGGGGGCAUACCUCCACAGCUGGGUCGCUUACGCUUCCUAGUAGAAAUACGUUUGGAGCACCAUCAAUUGAAUGA
Messenger RNA from Cryptomeria japonica (Japanese cedar), 720 nucleotides. RefSeq names its product LRR receptor-like serine/threonine-protein kinase ERL1. Bases 1 to 720 code for a protein of 239 amino acids. The transcript is spliced from 2 exons. Gene Ontology annotation, molecular function: protein binding. The record is from RefSeq and is a predicted model, not a curated record. NCBI's taxonomy places the organism in Eukaryota, Viridiplantae, Streptophyta, Pinopsida, Cupressales, Cupressaceae.